Molecule: messenger RNA, 1251 nt
Organism: Cladophialophora yegresii CBS 114405
Lineage: Eukaryota; Fungi; Ascomycota; Eurotiomycetes; Chaetothyriales; Herpotrichiellaceae
Exons: 2
Coding region: 1-1251 (416 amino acids)
Source: RefSeq, a predicted model, not a curated record
AUGAACCUUCAAAAUGGUGUCGCACACCUUGCCCAAGAACCUCAACUGUACACGUUCGGGGAUGAACCAUGGACCCAGGGAGUAGCUCAUUCAUUUGAGGUUGGACUUGCCGCCUCUGACGGCAACGAACCUUCCGAGGUGACCAGAUGCAUCGCAGCCAUCCGACUUGUUCAGUCAGACCAGGAGAGACUGGAUAACUUCCGAGUGCAUUCUCCAAGACUUUACCAUCGGCUUCUCCACGAAGAAGCGGCUCAGUUGCUUCCCCGUCCAGAAACUGGCAUGACUGCCGGGUCGCUGCGUUUCGUCAUCCGAUUCCUGAACGGGACGAUUGACCUGCAAGGCAACAAAGAAAGACAGAGUUCUAAGUUUCUCAUGUGGCUGGCACAAAUUUGCAUCACCCUGUGGAAGUACGACUGCAAUAGACAGUUGUUUGUGGACCUGGAAGAACGCGUCCAUGAAUUCGUAUGUAACGACAUUUUUCAGCCCUCGGAAAAUGACGCGGCGUAUCUUGCGAUCAUCGCGUUCGUUCUUGGUGGACGUAUGAACGACAAACUGCACGAGUAUGUCGAUGCUGUGGUGUGGCACUCGAGGGCCGACUUUGCGUCCGUGAUAUCACCCUUGCGGAGAGUGAUCAUCCGCGAGCGACAGGCACUGCUGGAAGUUAUUUUCGGUCGGUUUUGCCAGAUCCUGACCAGUCUGGCGUACAGCGACGAUGUCCGAAUGAGAUCUCUAGGAGAGACACUGCAUAAAGGCUUCCAAAAUGCCACAAAUCCGCAGAUGGAUUUUGGCAAGCCAUACGCCCACUCGCGCCAUAUCGACUGCGCAAGAUACCCGGAGAUCCUCCAGACAAGGCUAUUCGACGCCUUGGGUUCAGAGCGCACAAGGUUGAUGGACAGAGCACCGAGUAUUGCGUCGAACCACUCAGACACGAGCAGCAAGCCGAUCAAGCAGGAGCUUACACGAUUGGGGGGUGGGAUUCCCGCGAUCAAAGGCUUGACAAGGAAGGUCACCGGGAUGAAUCAAGAGUCUCCUCCGCCAUCUAAAAGGCCCGCCGAACGCAUAACCGCUAUCAUCGCGGAAUCAGAGAAAAUAAUAGGCGAUAGAAGGGAGAGGAUAGAAGACGCAGUGAAGGAGUUGAUAGAAGACAGGGAUGACAGAUAUGAUAGAGGUCUAGGGCGCCCUUCUGCUGAAGAGGGUCAGAUGGAGAUACAGGGACUGGUCCAACGGAAGGAUCUUCCACAUGAGUUAUGA